Molecule: messenger RNA, 261 nt
Organism: Eruca vesicaria subsp. sativa (arugula)
Lineage: Eukaryota; Viridiplantae; Streptophyta; Magnoliopsida; Brassicales; Brassicaceae
Source: the annotation of a GenBank genome assembly
AUGGCGAAUUCACAGAAGCUAAUGCUUGUGAUCAGAUCAUCUCGUCCACGUUUUCGCAACAACAACCACAAAGUCGAAUUCGUAGUUCACGCUACUUUCGUCGCAAUGGGACGGCCUGCGUUGGCCAAAGACGCUCUCGCUUCCACUCCUACUAAAGGAUUCUAUGCUCGAGUUUGUGGAAUCUUGGCGAGGUUGGGAUGGAGGGAUGGAACGAGUCCGACGAGUACGCGUUUGUUACGUGAAUCCGAAGAAAGGAUCUAA